CACCAAUUGCUGAACGGGGAUCUGCGAAAAGACGCAGCCCAGUUGAAGCUCGUCUCCAUCGCCGUGCUCGGUAGUGGCGGCUGGAAUGGAUAGCCCGCAUGAUGCUACAGCCGGAGAAACCGCAACGGCAGCUCCUGCAGCCGAUCGACAAUGGAGGGGGGAGGUCGGACCAACUCAAUCCAGCGCGCCUUUAGCCUCACCGCGGAGAGAGGCUCGCCUGUCGUCUUCGAGCCGGCCAUGGGUAUGGUCUUCUCGUCAGAGCAGGAGGCGCACGAGUUUUACAACGCCUAUUCUUGGGAAGUUGGGUUCGGGAUCGAGCGGGGAAACAAGUAUACCACGAAGCCCGCAUGCUACAAAACAAUGCAGGAAUUCCUCCGCUCGUGCGAGGGAUCCAACAAGGAGGAGAACACAAAAUCUGCUAGGACAAAAUGCAAGGCUAUGGUCAGGCUAAAGAGGACUGCAGAUGAUGGAUGGUACUUCUCCACAGUCGUCCUAACCCAUAACCACGAGCUUGCAGACACUGCCGGAGAGAAGAAGGUGUGGAAGUGCCACAAUACCAUUGACUCGUCCAUCAAAGAACUGAUCAAGCAUAUGCGGUCUAACAACAUCCCUGUGAACAAGGUUUAUGGCGUGAUGUCUGAUAUACACGGGCGUCACGAAGAGGUUCCCUUCGGCAAGCGUUGUUUGAAGAAUCUAUGCGCAACCCUCGCACACGAUUCAAGCCUCGACGACAUCACGAAGACGCUCGAUAUAUUCAGUAAGAUGCAAGCGCAAAACCCUGAUUUUUUUUACGCGGUGAAGGUCGACUCAGAGAGGCGUGUGCAUGGCAUUCUUUGGUGUCACUCGAAGAGCCGAGCUGACUAUCAUCUGUUUGGUGACAUGCUGACCUUCGACACCACUUAUAAGAGUAAUCUGUAUGAGAUGCCUGUGGGUCUUUUCGUUGGAGUGAACAAUCACUACCAAUCUGCGCUGUUCGGGUGUGUUAUUCUCAGAGAAGAAACAGAAGACUCAUUCAAGUGGGCAUUUUCUACCUUUGUUGAAGCCAACGGCGGGAAGACGCCGCAGACGAUACUCACAGAUCAAUGCCGGCAGAUGGAACUUGCUAUCGCUCAUACAAUGCCCUCUACAGUCCACCAUUUGUGUAAAUGGCACGUUAUGAAAAGUAUAAAGGAGAAUCUUGGGGCAUUAUAUAAGAAAGGGACCCCAUUCUGAAUUGAAUUUAAUCGUCUCACGAAUGAGAUGAUGACUGUCGAUGAGUUCGACCGUGGAUGGGCUUAUCUAAUGGACACCUAUGGACUUGCUGGCAACAGGUACAUGGCACAUAUAUAUGAUUGCCGUGACAAAUGGGCCAAACCCUACCUCAGCUCGAACUUCUGCGCCAAGAUGUGUAGCACACAACGUAAUGAGUGCAUGAAUGAUGUGCUGAAAAGCUAUGUUUCGCUUUCAGCACCUCUCAACCGUUUUGUGCUGCAGUAUAACAAGC
Molecule: messenger RNA, 1483 nt
Organism: Triticum dicoccoides
Lineage: Eukaryota; Viridiplantae; Streptophyta; Magnoliopsida; Poales; Poaceae
Product: protein FAR1-RELATED SEQUENCE 5-like
Exons: 4
Coding region: 151-1212 (353 amino acids)
Source: RefSeq, a predicted model, not a curated record